Messenger RNA from Paramecium octaurelia, 9650 nucleotides. The record is from the annotation of a GenBank genome assembly. NCBI's taxonomy places the organism in Eukaryota, Ciliophora, Oligohymenophorea, Peniculida, Parameciidae.
AUGGAUUUCCUAAAGGACGAUCAGAAAUUCGAGGCUCUGGCUAAGGACGUGUUUAAUACCAUGGAUGAAAAUGGUAUAAAUUUUUCUUAUUAAUAAAAAAAGAAAAUGGUUACAUUGAAUUUUCGGAAAUGAAAAGAACCAUUCUGGAAAUGUAUAAGCAAGUGAAUGUUAAGGUAAUCGUAGAAACUAUUGAUAGCAAAUGAAUGACGAAUAGAUUUAGGAUAUAAUAAAUACAUUUGAUUAAGAUGAGAAUUCAAUAUUGAGUUAAGAGGAAUUAGCGAAUUUAUUGCGGAAAGUAUUGGAAAAAAGUGUAUAACUGCAGCAGGAAGAAGGUAUGAUUAAUUGAAAUAAAUUGUAGAGAAAAAAAACAAAAAGAAGGCAGAUAAAAAUGAACGUAUAGAAAUUAGUAUGACAAUUAUUAGCUACUACAUUUCGAUCUAAAAAGGUUACAGUAAAGGACAGAGAAUAGCAAAAAUAAGAGUUAAAAUAAUUAAAGGAGGAACUCAAUAGUUUAAAAAAGUUAGAUAAGAAGUCUUAACAGUUACAAAACUAGAAAUUAGUAAAUUAUUAUGUCAAGUAUUAAUUGAAAUUAAUUGAUCAGUCCAACAGCAAGAGAUGAGGAGGUGAGAGAGCAACAACAGAAGUUUGAUGCUUCCAGUAAGAGUUUAUCAAUUCAAUCGCCGCACAGUUCGAAAUCAAGUAUCAGUCUAAACCCAUUGGUCUUCAAUUAGUAUUUGAGAUAAGGAUUUAUCAAAAAUGCAGGUAAACAUAAAUCACCAUGAGUAGAUGACAUGAUCAAAGCGCAGGAGAGUGCGAAAGCAAAUCAUUUGAUUGGUAUGGCAGUGAAAAGAAGUAGUGCUGGAGAGUGGCAAGGUUUGAUCGACUACUUUAAUGAUUAAACCUAGAAGGAAUUCGAUAGAACACCAAGCAGUCAGCAGUUCCAUAUUAUUGGUAAAAAACUAACGAAAAAUGUUAAAUUCAUAAUGAUUCACAUUUAAAAUUUGACCUAUACAAAUUUUAGAGAUUUGAGAAUCAGUUAAAAAUCUGAGUUAACUAGUGUUGAUAAGCCGGCAUUAUUUUUUUGGGAACUUAACUAUAAUGGCUAGACUUUCUUUAAGAAUUCAGCAAAAGAAUUUCCCAAUUAAUUAAAUGAAUGUUUGGAUACUGUUCUCAUUUACAAUUAUACAAAUCCAAUCUAAGUAAUCUUAUGGAAGAAAUAAGGAAAAGACUCAAUAUAUGUAGGUCAAUUUGAUAUAACAAAUUCAUUAUUCUAAUUGUUAUAAAAAGUGACAGAUUAGUAGGACCAACUAGGCGAAUAAACUAAAUAUAAUUUGAAUCUCCAAAAGAUAAAUAAAUAAUUGAGGAAAUUACAGUCAACUGAAAUAAAACUAUAUAGAAAGAAGCGAAUUUCUUAUUCGAACAAUUCCUAGGAGGAUCCACCUUUAAUUGGUGACAUAAGUGUAAGAUUUUAGAUGUUCGAAAUUUGUGAGUUUGAUGCACCUUUAAGUAAAAUACAUAUGUGAUGUUAGAUUAAUUCUCUUAUACUAAGGGAUCACCUCGAUCUUUGGAAGAAAGAGAAAGAAGAAUGCUAGUGGAAUAGUCCAAGAAUGGUCCUUACAAAUGGCCAGAUGAUUAACAAAACAAAGCUUUGGUUAUAUAGAUUAAUGAUGCAGGCAUUGAAUUGGCAAUUGUCAAUGAGGAGGAUAUACAAUCUUAUUUAGAUGGGCAAUUAGGGGCUCUCAUUAAAGAAACAUUUUACUUUGAUGCUAGUUCAGGAAGUUCAAGAAGGACUUCUCGUGUAAAAAGACCUCCACUUUCAGAAAAUACGAUGGCAUUGUUGAAAUCCUUGGAUGAGAACCCCUUGGUGGUUCAGGUUAAUGCUCUUAGAUAGACUAUUCGUUAAGGCAGAUUACCAAAGAAGGUAUUGGAAGAGGCUCUUUAUCAAUUUGGUUGUUCAGGAUCUCAAUUGCUAAUUGAUCACGUGGAUGAUAUGGGUAUGUGUGAAUACGAUUACUGUAUGGAUGAUGGCUGUUAUGGAGUGAUAAUUGAUACAAUACAAGAUAUGGGAUUUUCGAAUCCAGAGAAUAUAUAAUAGGCUGAUAUGUUUGCUGAGAAGUUGGUAUAGAAUAUAAAGAGUGUCUUAAUGGAAGGAGUUAGAAUUGAACCAUUGUUUGAGUUCUUAAAGAUUGCUGAGAAAAUACCAGAUUUUGGAAUUACUGUCAAUUUGAUGGCUGAUUAAUUCAAGACUGGAAUAGGGUCGAAAGUUGAUGCAGAUGGAAAUGUGCAAAUUGAUCCUGGUUCUUUUAUAUCAUAUUUUGAUAUCAACAGUAGAGACUUCGAUAAGAUGGAAAACUAUGAACACAUCAUGGUUUUAGGCAAAUUAGUAAAGUUAUCUAAAAAGCACUUGGAACCUAAUGAUCCAUUUUUAUAACACAUUCAAUAGAAUUACGAGGAAGCUAAAACCAAAAUCUAUUUCACAGUGCCUGUGUUACCUAAGAAAAAGAAAUUGAGGGAGAAAGCAAAAUUGUUGGUGUUGCAACCAGAUAAUGUUCAUCCAGGGUUAUUUAGUAAUUUGGAUAUCAAUAAAAACACACCUCUUGCCGAUGUCAAAUAGUAAUUCUUAAAGAAAAAGAAGGAAAUAUAAAAUAAUAAAGAAAAUAAGGAUGAAGAACAAGAUCCUGUUAAACUACUUGAGAAACCUUGCUUAUGGAAUGUGUGUCACGAAUUAGUAAGAAGAAAGAGAUGGAACAUGUUCUAUGAUGGUUUCUAAGCUGAACCCUUAUUUUAUUUUCAACAGGGAGGAACAGGGAAUACUCCUCUGAUGGACUUUAUUGAGAAAGGACCUUUUAAUGUCAUCAAUUAGAUGGUCAACCAAUAUCAUCCCAAUAACCCUAAUGAUGAUUUUAAAGACAGUCCCAAACUUGAUCCCUAGAAGAUGUUCGACAUGACUACUCCACAAGGAAAAAGCUUUAUUCAUGCCUUAGCCUUGAAUUAAGACAUCAAUCCAAUAGGAUAGAAAUAAUCUCUGCAAUAUUUGCUAGGUUUAUUGGAACCUCAAAAAUAAGAGGAACUUCUAAUCAGCCCAAUGUGGCCAUACGAUGCAACUCCCCUUGUUCUAUAUUUAACAAAGCUCUCGAGCGUUGUCCCUGCGUAAAUAUUAAUAUUCAUAUUCUAGUUUUACUGAAGAAGAAAUCAAAUCAAUUUAAGAAAUCUUGGGCAUCAUGAAGUAACCAUUAAAGAAGCAAUAUUCUUAGUCUCUCUUCAGAGCCAAAUGCCUCUUUAAAAUUCAUAACAUCGAGAUAGAGGAGGAUGAUGAUUUAAAGGAUUACUAUAUCAAUCACAUACAAGUAUCGAAGGCACUUGCUCUACUUCAACCAGGCAUAUUUGCAUUGGUUUCUCAAGAAAUCGAUUGGAUUUAAUGGUUUUCUUUGAACAUUGAAAAUUAUAAUUCUGUUCAAAACGAAUUGUCGUUUGCCAUUUACAAUCUAGCAAGAUCAGGUAAAAUAGAAUUUCUUGAAUAAUUCCUGGGCAACUUCUAAAAAUAAUAAGGUCUUAUGCCUUGUUAAAUCAAUCCUGAUCCAGAUUUCAUUAUUUCCUCUAAUCAAGACGAAUUCAUUUCAGAUGAUUAUGGUUAGAUUACAAUUUAUGAUAAGGAUAAAAAUAAUUAAAUCAAGAACACUAAGGAGGAAAUGUUAAACGCUUUGGCUUCAUUUUAUGCAAAAUAUCCUUUAGAAAUCUUUAUUGGCAUACAACAAAUCUUGAACGAAACAAAAUUUACAUCUCUCAAAUUAAAUAGAAUCUUAAAAGAAUUAAUCUUGUAAACAAUCAAAAUGGAACCACGAAUUCUGGCUAAAUAAUUUUAUUAGAAUUAGAAAUCACCAUAUGAAGAACUGGUUAAACUAGGAUUUGAAGAAGAACUAUAAAAACUCCUCACUCCUGAACAGGUUCAAGCUUAUCAAGAAUAAAGAAGUGAUUUCGCUAAAAACCUAUGGUAGGAGGGGCUUACAGGAUAAUUAAAAAAUAAAGAAAACCCUCUAAGCCUAGUAUCAGCUUAAGACUAGUAACAAUUCUUUAAAUACACCUCAAAGUUAAUGACUGAAAAAGGAUUGGAUGAUGUUUUAAAGUUCAUAGACAAGUUAAAAUAAGAUAACAUCGAAGGUAGAUAAGACUAUAUAAAGAAGCUUCUCACUUAAAUGGCAAGAUCACUACCUACUAAUUUUUCCAAAUAACAAUAUCCCAAGAUAUUUAAGGCUCUGAGAUAAAAUCAAAAUAAUACAAAAUCAUUAAAUUAAUAAGAGGACAACUUUUAUAAGCGCAAUCCAUAACUAUUAGACAGAAUAAAGGAGGUUAACAAUGUAAAUAGUUACACGAUGAAAUAAGUGCUAAAUGCAGCCCUUAAUUCAAAAAACCAAUUACUAGUUAACAAUUGUUUAAUGUAUUUGUGGAACAAAUCUCCUGAUAAUGUAACAUCUCGUAAUUCAAGUGUUCUCAGACCUUUAUAUUCAAAAUAUGGACAAUAUUACAGAUCCCUAAGUUAUCAUCCGGCUGUUUGUUUAACACAGCAAGAGUUUGAUUAAUACAUGGCUGACACAAAGGAAGCUGCAACCGUAAAAGACUACGACAUAGCUGCAAAGGCCUUAACAAAGUAUGGACUAUCAGAUAGAUUGCCUACAAUCCUUAAAAAGUUAGCAGCAAAUAAACCUGAAUUGGUAUUAAACUUAUUAGAAGACAUUGCAUUAAAUCAGUUGGAAAAACAACUUCUUGCAACACCUGUUCCUCCUUUAAAACCAAAUUCAGAGCAAGUAUAAAAGGUUCAACCUUAAUUUAUCAUCCCAACCAAAAGACAAAUUAUACUAAGUCAAUAUAAUUUAUUUGAUGCAGGAGCCUUGGGUUGCCUCCUAUAAAAUGCUAAGAAAUCCUUGGAGAAAUCAGCUAAUAUGCCUAAAAGUUUGAAUACUUAUAAUCAUAACUUAAAUAAGCAAGCAUUCUAACAAUACUAUUCUUAGAAAUUGAGGCAGAACUUUUUCACUCAAAAUCCUGGAACGAUGUAUAGCAAUUGGAAUGCUCCAAAACCAAAUAUCGAAAAAACAGUUGAAUUAAUAUUGGACGCAUUGAAAGAUAAUUUAGAUAAUUUAUUACAACAAAAACCUGAAUUAAAGGAUAAAUUGGAGAAGAUAUCACUAUUGCCUUUAAUAUUAAGCAAUGUUACCCUAUUUGAUAAAUUGAACAAUAAGGAGAAUAGAAUAUUCACAGCGAUUGAGAAUAUCAUUCUAUAGAAUCUAAAAUAGCAGGCUUCAAAUUUAGAAUUGGUUAGGAUUGACAAAAGGAUGAAGAUGAAUCUCUAAUUUUUGGAAUAAAACUUUUUACCUACUUUAAAGAACGUCAUGGAAUAGGAGAAGAGUAGGUCGUUGAGAAUAUUUAGGGCUUUGGAUUACACUUUAAAAAAGGAAUAGUAGCCAUUGUAAUUGUAAUUUGCAACCGAAGUCAUUCUCAUAAUUGUUAAGAACUUUGUCCCCGAAGAUUUUUCAGGAAUAUUUGAAAACAAUAUUUAAUUUCUAUAUAGUAGAUUUUAAUUCAUAUUUUAGAUGCACUUGCUGUUUCCUUGAUGAGGUCUAAGACAACAGAUUAGAGAGCUUUAGAGUUUAUGGGUUCUUAGUUGAAUAAAUAUGAAUUUUAUGAUUUAGUUCAUAGUUUAGAUUUAGGAGAAAAAAACAGAGAAGAUGAACCAGAACUUUAACGCGAUUAAUAAAUUAAAGCAGGAGAUUAGAAAAAAUCAAACCCAUAGACAAGAAAAUAGCAAAUUUAAGAAGCAAGACUAUUUAGAAAAAUUGAAACUUUGCCAUAAAAAUGUAAAUUUUUUAUUUUUAUGUUUUAGCUGAGAUUGAACCUGCUAUAAGAUUGGUUGUUCCAUCUUAAAAUAAUAUUCCAUACUUCAUCAAAUUGUUGAAAGCCAAAGUUAAACCUUUCUUCAAAAAUUAUGAGAAGGAAAUAUAAUUUGUGAAUGGAGAACCAUUUGCCAUUGCUGAUUUAAAGAGCCUUAAUUUAUUUGAAUAUUUAAUAGUAAAAUGCCAUUACACACUGAUUUCAAGUAAGGAAUUCAUAAAAUUUUUAGAACAUUAUAUCAAUAUAAAUAAACCCAAGAGUCCUUUAAAGGAAGAGUAAAUUAUCAAGUAUUUGUGCUUAGCUUCAAGUAGUGGCAGUUAUACACUUUUCGAUCUUUUAUCAGAAUAAAUUCUCAAUAUGAAGCUCUCAUUACUAUAUAAGGAUUAUGAAAACAAGCCAGAAUUAUAGGUAUAUCUAAAUUUGCCGAUAUUUUAUUAAGUAUUGACGUAUUCUUCUGAAUAAUCGUCAAUAAAGUACUUUGAGAAUUUUAUAGUGGAUGGUGUCGAUUUAAAUUUAUUUUAUAAUUGGAUGAAAUUUAAUGUUAAAGAGAAUGAAUAGAAUAUUUCCAAAUACAACUGCUUCUUACCAAUCAUCACUAAGAAGUAUGGGCUGCUUUUUAGUAAAAUCGUUUAAUUCUUAAGAAAGUUACUCAAAAACGAUAAGGAUUAUUAUGAAGUUCUAUCAGAAAUCAUGAAUAAUACGAAUUUCAGUGAGUCAAGUUAAUAAUUAGAAGCAGAAGAUGGAGGUAGGGAUUAAGAAAUUAACAAUUAGGAAAUUUCAUUAACUUUGUUGGAAUAUUCAAUUUAUUAGGGAUUUCCAGAUUUUUGUAUGAUAUUUGAUAAGAAUAUCAUUUUGGUAAGAAAUCCAUUUGAAGAUAAGGCAGUGUUUGAGUUUUUAUCAAAUUCUUUGAGUAAAUGCUCUUUAGAAUUGAAAUAAGACGAUUAAGUUUUGAUCAAUUAUUGCAAUAAGUACGAGAAAGAGUAAGGAAAUUAUCGAAUUGUGUACUACAAGCUUUACCUUAUGCUUAAAAAGUAUUUUGAAGGAAAUCAAAAGCAGUUAAACUCCUUACAAAUAAGUUUGUUGUUGUUUAAGAUCAUGUUGAUAUUCAAGCCUGAUUUAAACUUUUUAUUAAAUGUAAAUUAAUCGGUCAAGCUAACCGAUGAUAUCCAAGAAAUCCAAAUGAAUAAGUUAUUAGUUGAAUAAUAAUUUUUUUACCUUCAACUUUAUGGAUUUGAUCGAGCUCUGAAAUAUUAAACGGGUAUAAUUGAUUAUGUGAGAAAGUUUCAUCCUAAACUUAAACUCUUUUGGGUUUAAUAAGAAGUGAUUGAUGCUUUUAAAACUUACUUUUAGUUUGAUUAUACAAAAGGACUCAAAACGAUGGAAUAUUAUGAUUAGAACCAACUGAAGGAUUAGUUCGAACAAUUCCUUCCAGAGGUUCUGCUCUAUGUAUACUACAAUCAACCAGAUUUUCUUGAAAGAAAUUCAAAAGAUACUGACCAAGUAGAGCCAUUUAAAUAAUUUAUGAUUUACAAAUACAUGCUGCCCAUCAUUCGUCACUAGUCAACUUAAGAGAUACUACAACCUAUUGAGUAAAAAUAAAUAAAAAAGAAGGAUUUGGAAUAAAUGGUUGAGAAGCAAUAAGAAUUUUACAAUAGAGUUUUGGAAUAGCUGUUAGUUGAAGAUGUAGAGUUGAACUUUUAAAAUGCUGCUAUUUUGGUAAUUUAUAUUUCAACAGGCAAUGACCUGAUUGAUUACGUUGGUGAAAAAGAUACUGCUCCCUUAAAAAUUAUACCCAUCAUUAAUCAUCUUUUAGAAAGAUUUUCAAUUUAGGAUCUAAAUUAAUUUAUACUUUUUAUGAUAUUUUAGAUUAGGAACAAUGACUUGUAUAAUAUAGUAAUGGAGUGGACUCAAUAAUCCAAGGCUGCCAUUAAUAAGGAUAUUUUCAAGGAGAAAUCCUUUAUUCAAGGAAUACUCAAUUUCCUCAAUGCAAGGAGGAAAUCUGAGAAUUUUAACUUUAAUUAUUAGCAAAAUGAUCUAUUGAGACUAUUCUAAUUUGAGUUCGCUAAGACUGACAAAAUGUGCAAGGAUAAAAUCUAUAGAGGGGUAUAAAUAUAUAAUUGAAAUUUAGUUUUGUAUUUUAAGCAUAGUCUUAAAUUUUAUCUCAGAACUUGAGAUAUUUAAGUAACAAAUUGACCCAAAUGAUACAGUUACAAUUAACAUUGAGCUUUUGGAAAAUUCGAAAGCAAAAAACAGUUCUUUGAAGGUGCAAUCAAUCAAGGAGAUUACAGUGGACAAAGAGCUUAUUGGAUUCAAUUAUUAAAUCGAAAUUCCUAUGAUUUAUCAGGAAAAAAACAACAUUUUGAAUCUCUAGAUCAAUCCCAACAUUCUCAAAGAAUAUUAAGAGCUUACAGAAAAGUAAAGGUUCGAGAACAUUUCAAAUAAGUAACUCUAGGAGGAAUUAAGGAACAAACAAUAUAUUAUCAAUUCAUUCCAAGUCUAAAUUGCAAUAAAACCAAAUUAAUUAUAAGCUGAUAGCAUUAAGGUUAUUAAUGAGCAACUUGAAGAGAAGUAUCCAUUUUCAUUUGGAGAUUUGUACAACAAUCUUGUCCACGUUGUCGAUUUAGAUAGAGAAAUAUUCUAUGAAGAUGAAAAUAAUAACAAAAUAGUUUAAAGGAAAAAUCUUACUAUCGAGGAAGAAGUCAACGUUCGAGCUUACUUCGAUGUUAAAUCAUUUCAGUAUGAAAUUACACUGAAUAUUCAGAUCUUAAAAAAAGGCUUAUUCUACUAGAAAUGCAGUAGGGAAACCUAAGUUAAAUAGUUAAUUGUAAUUUUUAUAUUUGAUAUUUUUAAUAGGACGACUACACAAAAAAACAAAGCCAAUUUAAUUAUAUCAAAAAGUUCUUAAGUGUGGAGGGCAAUAACAUUGGAGAGUAUUAGAGUAUGAUGGAAUUAAAUAAGGAGAAAAUCAAUUAGAAAAAAUAAAAAAGCUAACUAAGUGAUUAUGAAAUUGAAGAACUAAAAUAAUUACAAGAAAAAUAUAAGAAAUACCAAGUACCUCCAUAUUUUGUCUAUGAAUUGGAUUGGCCAAUUUAUAUAGAAAAUAAUAAGAUUACUGCAGACGAGUACAAUUUCCCACCUUUGUUAUUCAAGAAAUUGAUAUCAGUCAUAGAUGGAAUAUUCUUUGAAACAGUUCUUGGGGAAAAUGAGAACAGGAAAUCUAGUAUCAAGAAAGUUUUCACUAAAGACCAAAGCUUCCAAAUCAAUUACAUAUCAUUUAUUGAUACACUGGUAUUGUAAUUUGCUAAGAUAUUUGAAUUAAAAUCGAAAACUAGACUGAUGCAACUGAGCGUUGAAGAUGUAGCUUAUCAAGCAUUAGAGUGGCCAUUCCUUAAAUUCAUCAUUAACCUUAUUAAGAAUAAAAUUUAAAAAAGUAAUUUACUUUUUGAAAUGAAGGAGUCUUCUAAGCCUGAAGUAUUAAAUUAUUACUUAUAAAUUAUAGGUAUAAGUCAACUUACCAGGAAUUGACGAGUGUGUUUAAUUAUCCAAAACAACUUACUUUUAUUAUUGUGGAAUGUUUGUAGUAAGGUUGGGAGUAUUUUUCAACAAAAAACUAUUGAAAUUAGAAAAGCCUGAAGACUAAAAUUUAAGAUAUUCUUAAAACUUCUCAUUAGAUUUCAACUUGGAACCUUACAUAAAUUAUAUCGUUAAUGAAACUCAACUAAAAGCAGUCCUAAAAAAAGAAAAUAAUAAUAUUUAAUGAAUGAGAG